UUAUAUUCUAAAGCACAUGUACUUGUUCAAUGACAACGCUUAUUCGCAUUCGUGACCCCGAUCGUCAUUGAUUGCCUUAUACACACCUGUGUAUAUCCGUACGUGCUGUCGUCGUCUAUAUUGACUUGUGCAUCAACAUUUGACUAACGCUGCAUCUGGAAGAUACCUGUAUUCCCAUAGCAACUGUACGUGUUAUGUAGUCUAUGAUUGACGAGUGAGCCUAUCGAUCUACCGUACGCACACCUCUGAUUGUGAACAUGCCGGCAAUUAAAUGGUUUCCGUUCUGGAGACAUAUACCAGCCAACUCUAAGUUUACCGUGCUCAUCACGUGCGGUGUAGUCGUUAUUGUCGUGUUCACUUUGAAACUGUUUUCGGAACUACAUUUUGCCGUACAACGUUCAUCGGCCCGUGGACCAUCAUGUGCCGAAAUCCAACAGGGGCACGACCGUCUGAUGGCAAGUGUAGAGUUUUCGGGGGGACUCGGAAACAUCAUGUUCCAGUAUGCAUUUCUCUACGUCACGUCCCGGGCCCACGGGUAUGAGAUGGUCGUUCCAAGUACCAAGGAACUAGAUAUAUUGAAAGAGGCGUUUGAAAUCGAUACUAGUUCAUUUGAGAAAACCGACUGGGAAAAAGAUCUAACAGCGAGGUGUUUUGACGUUAUUGAAGAUGAAUGGGAUUGUGCUUACGAUCCCAAGUUAGUGGAGAAGUCAAGAAAGAAUGUCCAUUAUAAAGGCUAUUUCCAGUCCUGGAAAUACCUGGUUACAUAUGAAGACGACCUUCGCCAAAUAUUCAGGUUUCGUCCAAGUAUUCUUAACGAUGCAGCUUCUGUUUUACAAAAAACAAUAGCUAGCAGAUUAAAUAGUUUAAACAGCACGGACGUUCGUCCGGUUUUGGUAGGGAUCCAUGUACGAAGGGGUGACUAUUUAGAUGAAAAAGAAUUUGUUGAUUUCGGUUAUAACAUUGCAGAUUAUGGUUACAUUGAAAAAGCAAUGGCUUACUUCCGGCGGAAAUACUCAAACGUUCUAUUUAUAGCGUGCAGUAACGAUGUGAAAUGGGUUAAAGCAGGUUUCGGAACGACAGCGGAUGUAUUCAUUGUGGAAGGCAAUUCGGCCGCCACGGACAUGGCGAUUCUCUCACUAACUAACCACACCAUAAUGACGGUGGGGACGUUUGGUUGGUGGAUCAGUUUUCUCACCAAUGGACAUACAGUAUACUAUAAAUAUCCAUUCCGUCCCGGAUCUUUACUCGGCGAGCAGUUCAAAGGUAACAUCGACACACACAUAUAUCCUAACUGGGUCGGAUUAGAGGGCGACAAUAGUAAUCUCAUGAAUAUAUUCACAGUAAGAUCUCCUUAAUAAGGCUUAUCAAAUACUCAACUUAGAAUAUGUAUGGGUUACUUUUCAGAAAUUAUGUAUAAGAGUUAUUAUCGUGCCAUGAAAAAGAGUUUCCAAUUCGUUGUUACAGUGUUCGGCAGAGGUAUUUCUCUAACGUUAUAAAUGACAGAAAAUUAGAGUUUUCACGAAUCGUGAAUGAUAUUGUAUAUCAGAGUCUAAAGUGGAAACGUUUCACAAUAUGCAGGGUCCUUUGACAUUGUUUGUUGUAACAGGAAUCCGGAUUAGGUAGGGUUUCAACGUAUACAUCAUUCAGAGUGAUAAACCAAUAUAUAUAUAGGGUCAAGCUUAGUAAGGUUUCUAUAUACAAAGCGUCUUGAUGGACACGGUUUGACUUGAUACUGAGCCCGGAUUGUCAAGGAUCAAGGUUCAUCUAUAUAAAUAGUCCGGGUUGUUACAGAUUCACUGUAUACAGGAUCUGGAUUGUCUAGGUUCCACUGUAGUCCGGAUUGCUAAGAUUCAACAGAAUACUGAGUCCGGAUUGCCAAGGUUCCAUCGUUUACUGAGCUCGGAUUGUUGAAGUUCCACUGUGGUCCGGAUUGUUAUUGAGGUUCCACUGUAGUCCGUAUUGGUAAGGUUCCACUGUAGUCUGGAUUGUCAAGGUUCCACGGUAGUCCGGGUUGUCAAGAUUCCGCAGUAGUCCGGAUUGUCAAUUUCCCCCUGAAUACAGAGUCCGAAUUAUCAGAGUAAAACUCUAUGAAGAGUCUGAAUUAUUAAGGUUUAGAUGUAGUCCGAACUGUCAAGGUUCCGUUGUAGUCCGGAUUGUCAAAUUCCACUGUAGUCCGAAUUGUCAAGGCUCCACUGUAGUCCGGAUGGUUAAGGUUCCGUUGUAGUCUGAAUUGUCAAGGUUCCACUGUAGUCCGGAUGUUCAAAGCUCGAUUGUAUUCCGGAUUGUUAAGGUUCCACUGCAGUCCGGAUUGUUAAUGUUCCACUGCAGUCCGGAUAGUUAACGUUCCACUGUAUACUGAGUCCGGAUUGGCAAGGUUCCGUUGUAGUCCGGAUUGUCAAGGUUCCACUGCAGUCCGGAUGUUCAAAGUUCGAUUGUAUUCCGGAUUGUCAAGGUUCCACUGUAGUCUAGAUUUUCAAGGUUCGAUUGUAGUCCGGAUUGUCAAGGUUCCACUGUAGUCCGGAUUGUUAACGUUCCUCUGCAGUCCGGAUUGUUAUGGUUCCACUGUCGUCCGGUUUGUUAACGUUCCACUGUAUACUGAGACCGGAUAGUUAGGGUUCUAAUCUGUAAAGAGUUCGGAUUGUUUAUGUUAAUCUCGAUCCAUUACACGAUAUUACGCAUUACUACUGUAGGAAUUCGCAAUGAGGAAAUAGUGAUAUAAAAAAAUUACUAGUCAAGGUUCCACUGUAGUCCGAAUUUUCAAGGCACCACUGUAGUCCGGAUUGUCAAGGUUCCGUUGUAGUCCGAAUUAUCAAGGUUCAGUUGUAGUCUGGAUUGUCAUGGUUCCACUGUAGUCCGGAUGUUCAAGGUUCGAUUGUAUUCCGGAUUGUCAAGGUUCCACUGUAGUCCGGAUUGUUAACGUUCCUCUGCAGUCCGGAUUGUUAACGUUCCGCUGUAGUCCGGAUUGUCAAUUUCCCCCUAAAUACGGAGUCCGAUCUAUCAGAGUAAAACUCUAUGAAGAGUCUGGAUUGUUAAGGUUUAGAUGUAGUCCGAAUUGUCAAGGUUCCGUUGUAGUCCGGAUUGUCAAGGUUCAACUGUAGUCCGAAUUGUCAAGGCUCCACUGUAGUCCGGAUGGUUAAGGUUCAACUGCAGUCCGGAUUGUCAAGGUUCCGUUGUAGUCUGAAUU
Messenger RNA from Mizuhopecten yessoensis (Yesso scallop), 3184 nucleotides. RefSeq names its product galactoside 2-alpha-L-fucosyltransferase 2-like. Gene Ontology annotation, cellular component: membrane. Bases 258 to 1355 code for a protein of 365 amino acids. Gene Ontology annotation, molecular function: galactoside 2-alpha-L-fucosyltransferase activity. Lineage: Eukaryota; Metazoa; Mollusca; Bivalvia; Pectinida; Pectinidae. The transcript is spliced from 3 exons. Gene Ontology annotation, biological process: carbohydrate metabolic process. The record is from RefSeq and is a predicted model, not a curated record.